CAUCGAUCGGGUCCGGCUCCGAGGAAAUCCAGGAAGAGGAGCAGAAUAUUGAUUCAAGAUCUGAAAAAUGGAGGAAACUACUCUUUCAGAAAAAUUGUCCUGUCCAGUUUGAAAAUGAGCCCCAUUGGUACAAAGUGUUACAGCGUUAUAGACCAAGCCGUUCCCUGUAUGAUGGACUGGGGGCGAACACACCUGGACGUGUCGUAAAGUUGAUGAAUCCGUCCAAACAAACUUCACUUUCGUCAGAAAAUGCUACGUACUGGGCAUGGAGUCGUUCGAAAAGGAAGAAAAGAGGAGCGGAAUAUGGAAAAUGUGCUGCUGUAGUCGACAGUAGGAAGUGACAUAUGGACAUCACGUGACAACAGUGUAGACAUGAAAACUAUUUGAUAUAUGUUUGAGAAAUAAUCUUUUGAAUCAAAAGUUUUACUUUAAGGAUUAUAGAGGGUAUUGAAAACAUUAUAUAAACGAUGCCGAAAAAAAUCGCAGUUAUUGAAAAAGUGAUAAACACAAAUAUAGAAAGCAUUGCUCUAUAUAAAAAAAGUAUUGAAAAUAAGGUUUUAUUUUUAACAUAAACAUAAGAAAUUAGCUUAAUAGAUUCACAAAGAAUAGUAAUAAAAACAUAAACAUGGAUAAAUAAAUAAUCAUAGGACAAGUCCGACAGCUAAAUAGAUAACAUAGAAUAGAAAUGGAUAAAAAUAUGCCUUUUUUACCUGAUGAAACUUGUUGACGACUGGAUUCACAAUUAUGAAGAUAAAAUAUUCGUAAUUACAGAUGCUAAGGACAAAUUAGAUAUGCUUUUAGUGUGGUGAAGAUAUGUAACAAACAUAUUUACAGGUUUAGUAAAAAUAAAAUUGUUUUACCGAGUGGUGAAGAUUGUUCGGAUAAUGUCACAGUGUGGAAAGGAUGGUUGUAAGAUCUUAGACAGGAAUCGAGAUGAUAGCAAUAUUUUUUUAAUGAAAUCAUUUUCGGAUACCAAACAAAUCCAUAGCACAUAUACCAUCUGAUGAUCAUGGUUUUCGGUAUUUUGGUGAAUAUUAUCUAGUUGAAAUGUCGAUACUUGGGGCUACUGAGGCGGUAAUUUGGUGGAAUUGUAUCUUACUGCGAUGGGUUGGGACCACAGGGACCUGAUAAUUUGUUACAGCUAUAU
Messenger RNA from Mizuhopecten yessoensis (Yesso scallop), 1147 nucleotides. RefSeq lists its product as uncharacterized. The annotation marks the transcript as partial. The record is from RefSeq and is a predicted model, not a curated record. NCBI's taxonomy places the organism in Eukaryota, Metazoa, Mollusca, Bivalvia, Pectinida, Pectinidae. The transcript has 3 exons.